AGAACGGAAGAACCCAUAACCGGAAACGUGGUUAGAAUUCUAUUAGCUAGUUAGCGACGAGCCCUCCUGGAACUCACUAAGUUAUUCAUUGUAAUUACAAGCUCUUCCAAUAUACAGUUUAUCAGAUUUGUUUUUAUAAUGCCAAUAAAACGUCAUUCACGUCACAUGGGUGAUAAAUUGGUAGCCCUAAUUGCUAAUUUGUCGUCUCCCGCGCCACCCACCGAAUGAAAUUAUUAGAAGCUCGCUGGCGCGUCGCUGGGUCAGAGCAAUAGAUCCCGGCUGGGUGUUCCCUGUUGUUUUGUAAACAUUAUUGGCGCGUGGACUAACCACAGAUAACGAGGCAUUGGUCUUUUCCUUCAAUUGACAUUUGUAUUUUUGUUUUAACGCAAUCGACUCGCCAAACAAUAAUGGAUUUUGAAACAUUAAACAAGCUGAAAUCGUCUGGAACUGUUGUUGGGCUUGGCAAUGAAACUGCUAGACCAGCCUGUAAAAAAUGCGGCUAUCCAGGACAUUUGACAUUUCAGUGUAGAAAUUUUCUUUCAACGAAUCCUGCUAGUGGUGUGGUUUUGGAUGUGAGCAGCACAAGUAGUGAAGAAGACGACAUGACCACACCGCUGACAAUGCUGAGAGCUGAAGAACUCAAGGCACUUCAAGAAAAGCUGAAAGAGAGAGAAAAAGAAAAGAAACUUAAAAGGAAAUCCAAGCACAAGAAAAAGGAGAAGAAAAAGAGAAGCAGAAAAGAUUCUACCUCAUCAUCUACUUCUAGUGAUUCAUCUGAUUCUUCAGACUCUUCAGACGAUGACAAGAAGAAGAAGAAGAAAAAAUCCAAGAAACACAGAAAAUCCAAGCACAAGAAAUCUAAAAAGGAAGAUUUGUAAUAUGUUGUGAAUUUUCAAUUAACAUAGGGAAAAGGGGAAUCAUGUACGGGUUCUGUAUCUCUUCUUCUUGUGUUGGAUUCAGUUGCCCAUUUCAGUUUUUUAUGACUCUUGAAGUGACAUCCCAGGGGAAAUCUAUGUAACACCCAUGUGCUCAACAAGCAUCAUCUACCACCAUCCCUGAACAUCUCGCCCCUUUGCAAGCACAUUAAAAAAGAAGAAAAAAAAGUAAUAAAAAAGAAAAAAAAGGAGAAUUCAUA
Daphnia pulex (common water flea) is the source of this 1135-nucleotide messenger RNA. RefSeq names its product protein SREK1IP1-like. The record is from RefSeq and is a predicted model, not a curated record. Gene Ontology annotation, molecular function: zinc ion binding; nucleic acid binding. Lineage: Eukaryota; Metazoa; Arthropoda; Branchiopoda; Diplostraca; Daphniidae. The transcript has 2 exons. Bases 408 to 878 code for a protein of 156 amino acids.